Molecule: messenger RNA, 4045 nt
Organism: Loxodonta africana (African savanna elephant)
Lineage: Eukaryota; Metazoa; Chordata; Mammalia; Proboscidea; Elephantidae
Gene: XPO5
Product: exportin 5
Exons: 32
Coding region: 146-3748 (1200 amino acids)
Biological process (GO): protein export from nucleus; RNA export from nucleus
Cellular component (GO): RNA nuclear export complex; cytoplasm; nucleus
Molecular function (GO): RNA binding; small GTPase binding; nuclear export signal receptor activity
Source: RefSeq, a predicted model, not a curated record
UUCAGCAGCUCACGCUCCUCCCCCCGUUCCCCAUCCCCCAGCCCAGCGCGGCCCGGUACCAGCUUGUGGUGCCGCCAAGGGAGCCGUCCGUGCCUCGUGCUCUUAGGACGGCCGUGUUGCGCGCUGGCGGCGCGUGGCGCUAGCCAUGGAGAUGGAUCAAGUGAACGCGCUGUGCGAGCAGCUGGUGAAAGCGGUGACGGUCAUGAUGGACCCCAGCUCCACCCAGCGCUACCGGCUGGAAGCCCUCAAGUUUUGUGAAGAGUUUAAAGAAAAGUGCCCUAUUUGUGUCCCGUGUGGCCUGAGGCUGGCUGAGAAAACACAAAUUGCCAUCGUCAGGCAUUUUGGCCUUCAGAUCCUGGAACACGUUGUCAAGUUUCGAUGGAACAGCAUGUCUCGAUUGGAGAAAGUAUACCUGAAGAACAGUGUCAUGGAGCUGAUUGCAAAUGGAACAUUAAACAUUUUGGAAGAGGAGAACCACAUUAAAGAUGUUCUGUCUCGCAUCGUAGUAGAAAUGAUCAAGCGAGAGUGGCCACAGCAUUGGCCUGACAUGCUAAUAGAAUUGGAUGCUCUUUCCAAACAAGGGGAAACACAGACAGAAUUAGUGAUGUUCAUCCUUUUGCGACUGGCGGAGGAUGUGGUGACCUUUCAGACACUUCCCCCUCAAAGAAGAAGGGAUAUCCAGCAAACAUUAACCCAGAACAUGGAAAGGAUCUUCGCUUUUCUACUUAACACACUUCAAGAAAAUUUAAACAAGUACCGGCAAGUGAAGACAGAUACUUCUCAGGAGUCAAAGGCCCAAGCAAACUAUCGAGUAGGAGUUGCAGCACUGAAUACUCUGGCAGGCUACAUUGACUGGGUGUCCAUGAGUCAUGUUACUGCGGAAAACUGUAAACUCCUGGAGAUGCUGUGUCUACUUCUGAAUGAACAAGAACUUCAGUUGGGAGCAGCUGAGUGUCUUCUCAUUGCAGUCAGCAGAAAAGGCAAAUUAGAAGACCGGAAGCCCUUGAUGGUCCUAUUUGGAGAUGUUGCCAUGCAUUAUAUACUUUCUGCUGCACAAACUGCCGACGGAGGAGGCUUGGUAGAGAAACACUAUGUCUUCUUGAAGAGACUUUGUCAGGUGUUGUGUGCUCUGGGCAAUCAGCUGUGUGCAUUGCUGGGUGUAGAUUCCGAUGUAGAAACUCCAGCGAACUUUGGAAAAUACCUGGAGUCUUUUCUUGCUUUCACAAUCCAUCCAAGUCAGUUUCUACGCUCUUCAACUCAAAUGACUUGGGGAGCCCUUUUUAGACAUGAGAUUCUAUCCCGUGACCCUUUGCUAUUAGCAGUAAUACCAAAAUAUCUUCGUGCUUCUAUGACUAACUUGCUGAAGAUGGGCUUUCCUUCUAAAACAGACAGCCCUAGCUGUGAAUACUCUAGAUUUGAUUUUGAUAGUGACGAGGACUUCAAUGCUUUCUUCAAUUCCUCCCGGGCCCAACAAGGAGAGGUGAUGAGGUUGGCAUGUCGUUUAGAUCCCAAGACUAGUUUCCAGAUGGCUGGGGAAUGGCUGAAGUAUCAACUCUCAAGCUCUAUGGAUACUGGAACCUUGAACUCUGGAACUGGAGAAGGCAACCUCUGCUCCAUCUUCUCACCUUCAUUCGUGCAGUGGGAAGCCAUGACUUUUUUUUUGGAAUGCGUGAUCAACCAGAUGUUUCGAACACUAGAUAAAGAAGAAAUCCCUGUUACUGAUGGAAUAGAGUUGUUGCAGAUGGUCCUGAACUUUGACACCAAGGAUCCUCUCAUCCUGUCCUGUGUCCUCACUAAUGUCUCAGCCCUCUUUCCAUUUGUCACCUAUAGGCCAGAGUUUCUGCCCCAGGUCUUCUCAAAGCUAUUUUCAUCUGUCACUUUUGAAACUGUUGAAGAAACUAAGCCCCCAAGAACCCGGGCAGUGAGGAAUGUGAGGAGGCACGCUUGUUCUUCCAUCAUCAAGAUGUGUCGUGACUACCCCCAGCUUGUGCUGCCCAAUUUUGACAUGCUUUAUAAUCACGUGAAGCAACUGCUCUCCAAUGAGUUACUCCUGACACAAAUGGAGAAGUGCGCCCUCAUGGAAGCCCUCAUUCUCAUUAGCAACCAGUUCAAGAACUAUGAGAGACAGAAAGUAUUCUUAGAGGAGUUGAUGGCACCUGUGGCCAGCAUCUGGCUUUCUGAAGACAUGCACAGAGUGCUGUCAGAUGUUGAUGCUUUUAUUGCCUAUGUGGGUGCAGAUCGGAAAAGCUGUGACCUGGACCUGGAGGAUCCCUGUGGCCUGAACCGUGCACGAAUGCGUUUUUGUGUGUAUAGCAUUCUGGGUGUUAUAAAGCGAACUUGCUGGCCCACUGACCUAGAAGAGGCCAAAGCUGGGGGAUUUGUGGUGGGUUAUACACCCAGUGGAAAUCCAAUCUUCCGUAACCCCUGCACAGAGCAAAUUCUGAAACUUCUUGACAAUUUGCUUGCCCUUGUAAGAACCCACAAUACUUUAUAUGCACCAGAAAUGCUAGCCAAAAUGGCAGAGCCUUUUGCCAAGGCUCUGGAUAUGUUUGAAGCGGAAAAAUCUGCUAUAUUAGGAUUACCUCAGCCCCUCUUGGAACUCAAUGACUCUGUGGUCUACAAAACAGUCUUGGAAAGAAUGCAGCGUUUCUUCUGCACCCUCUAUGAAAACUGUUUCCAUAUCCUAGGGAAGGCAGGCCCUUCCAUGCAGCAAGACUUUUACACUGUGGAAGACCUUGCUACCCAGCUCCUCAGCUCAGCCUUUGUCAACUUGAACAAUAUUCCUGAUUACCGACUCAGACCCAUGCUUCGGGUCUUCGUGAAGCCUCUGGUGCUCUUUUGUCCCCCAGAGCACUAUGAAGCCCUGGUGUCUCCCAUACUUGGACCUCUUUUCACCUACCUCCACAUGAGGCUUUCCCAGAAAUGGCAAGUCAUUAAUCAGAGAAGCUUGCUGUGUGGAGAAGAUGAGGCUGCAGAUGAAAACCCAGAGUCUCAAGAGAUGCUGGAAGAGCAGCUGGUGAGGAUGUUAACCCGAGAGGUCAUGGAUCUAAUCACGGUUUGCUGUGUUUCCAAGAAAGGUGCAGACCACAGUACUGCGCCCCCUGCAGAUGGAGAUGAUGAAGAGAUGAUGGCCACAGAACUAACCCCCUCGGCUGUGGCGGAGCUUACAGACCUGGGCAAAUGUCUGAUGAAACAUGAGGAUGUCUGUACAGCACUAUUAAUCACAGCCUUCAACUCCCUGGCCUGGAAGGAUACUCUAUCCUGCCAGAGGACAACCACACAGCUCUGCUGGCCUCUCCUCAAACAAGUGCUGUCAGGGACACUGCUUGCAGAUGCUGUUACGUGGCUUUUCACCAGCGUGCUGAAAGGCUUACAGACGCACGGGCAACACGACGGGUGCAUGGCUUCCCUGGUCCAUCUGGCCUUCCAGAUAUAUGAGGCACUGCGCCCCAGGUACCUGGAGAUAAGAGCUGUGAUGGAACAGAUCCCUGAAAUACAGAAGGACUCUCUGGACCAGUUUGACUGCAAACUUUUAAACCCAUCCCUGCAGAAAGUGGCUGACAAGCGCCGGAAGGACCAAUUCAAACGCCUCAUUGCUGGCUGCAUCGGGAAGCCCUUGGGAGAGCAGUUUCGAAAAGAAGUUCACAUUAAGAAUCUCCCCUCACUUUUCAAAAAAACAAAGCCAGUAUUGGAGACAGAUGUGCUGGAAAAUGACGAGGGUGUCCUGGCCACCAUCUUUGAACCCUGAAUCAAGCUUUUGGGCAUCCUUCCUUGGACUUAUUGUCAUCUCUUCUUCCCCUUCUUAGUUAAUCUCUAGGCCCCUCUCCACUGUCACCUCACUUCCCCCAUUGUCAGCCUGGAGAGAGAUCCAGGUCUGGAGUUGGAGAGAGUGGGCCCUCCUAUGCAGGGCCAGUAGUAGUUAUACUGAAGUAUCAAGAAAGGGAGUUAGGGCUUCUACCAUUCUGUCUAGAUCUCUCCUAGGUGUCUCCCAUUCUGCUUGGAGUUUUGACUUUUCCAAGAGAAAAGCUAUAGCAGAGCAGCCCUU